CCUUCUCUCUCUAUAAACCUCGUCACAAUUCGACCGUUAAGGAUCUCCUCUUCUUCUUCUUCUUUCCUCAAAACUAAACAAUCUCUCUCUCUCUCGAUUUCACAGAGAGAGUGUCCAUUUACUUAACAAUUUUUUGUUAUUCAUUAAUUAAUUGAUCGAAGAAAAAGAAGCAAAAAAUGGAGUCACCACAAGCAAGAAAAUCAGGGAUAAACCUACCAGCUGGAAUGUCCAGCAUAACCUCACUCCGCCUGGAAACAUGUUCAACUACACCAUCAUCAGCUUCACCGCGUGCAAUCUCAAAUCUCUCAUCAGUAUCAUCACCUUCAAAAUCUUCAUCUUGUAGUGACAGAUUCAUACCCUGUAGAUCAUCUUCCAGACUCCACACAUUCGGAUUAAUCGACAAACCAUCGCCUGUUAAAGAAGGGAGUAACGAGGCUUAUUCGAGGUUGUUGAAAUCGGAGCUUUUUGGAUCUGAUUUCGCUUCUCCUUCUUCUCCUGCAGGUUGUGGUGUUCCCGGUGUUCAAAAAUCUGAACCUAUGAUGAGUCCUAGUAAGAAUAUGCUAAGGUUUAAGACGGAUCAUUCUGGUCCUUCUUCGCCUUUUUCCCCUUCGGUUUUAGGUCAUCAUUCUGCUUUCUCUUCCGACUGUUCUACUCCUCCUAAGCCUCCUAGGAAAGUCCCCAAGACACCUCACAAGGUUCUGGAUGCUCCUUCACUUCAAGAUGACUUUUAUUUGAAUCUUGUGGACUGGUCCUCACAAAAUACUCUAGCAGUGGGGCUUGGCACUUGUGUUUAUCUUUGGAAUGCUUCAAACAGCAGAGUGACUAAGCUGUGUGACUUAGGGCCUUAUGAUGGUGUCUGUUCUGUCCAGUGGACCAGGGAAGGUUCUUUCAUAUCUAUUGGUACAAACCUUGGUCAAGUUCAGAUUUGGGAUGGUACUCAAUGCAAAAAGGUCAGAACAAUGGGAGGGCAUCAAACAAGAACGGGUGUCUUGGCAUGGAAUUCUCGCAUUUUGGCUUCAGGAAGCAGAGAUAGAAACAUACUUCAGCAUGACAUGAGGGUUUCAAGUGACUUUGUCGGAAAGCUUGUUGGCCACAAGUCUGAGGUAUGUGGAUUGAAAUGGUCCUGUGAUGACAGAGAACUUGCUUCUGGUGGUAAUGAUAAUCAGCUUUUGGUAUGGAAUCAGCACUCUCAGCAACCAACUUUAAGACUUACAGAGCACACUGCCGCGGUGAAGGCCAUUGCUUGGUCACCUCACCAGAGCAACCUCCUUGUGUCUGGAGGUGGAACUGCUGAUAGAUGCAUUCGUUUCUGGAACACUACAAAUGGCCACCAAUUGAACUCUGUUGACACUGGAAGCCAGGUUUGUAACCUUGCUUGGAGUAAAAAUGUGAAUGAGCUAGUAAGUACUCAUGGUUACUCACAAAAUCAAAUCAUGGUGUGGAAAUAUCCAUCACUAACAAAGGUUGCAACUCUAACUGGACACAGCAUGAGAGUACUAUACCUUGCAAUGUCUCCUGAUGGUCAGACAAUAGUGACUGGUGCUGGGGAUGAAACGCUGCGGUUUUGGAAUGUUUUCCCAUCAGUUAAAACACCUACCCCAGUUAAAGAUACAGGCCUUUGGUCACUGGGCCGAACCCAAAUUCGAUGAUCCAUUCAUUAAGCAAGCCUUCAACUGAAACAAUCAAGAAGAUUUGACUUACUAUGACAAAAAUUGAUAAGGAAAAAGAGUUGUUUAUACAAUUUUUAUUCAGAUAAUUUUUUCUGUAAAUGGAAUGAAUAAUAAUGACACAUUCAUCUCAUAUAACCUAUAUAGAACACGGGGAUGGUAAAAGAUACAUUUGUAAAGUUUUUCAUUCAUAUUCAACUUUGUAUUUACUUACAAUAAUAGUUUUGAAUUAGGAAUUGUUAAACCAUUUUUGUUUUUCAUUCA
Cicer arietinum (chickpea) is the source of this 1931-nucleotide messenger RNA. RefSeq names its product B-type cell cycle switch protein ccs52B. NCBI's taxonomy places the organism in Eukaryota, Viridiplantae, Streptophyta, Magnoliopsida, Fabales, Fabaceae. Gene Ontology annotation, cellular component: anaphase-promoting complex. Gene Ontology annotation, molecular function: anaphase-promoting complex binding; protein binding; ubiquitin ligase activator activity. Gene Ontology annotation, biological process: positive regulation of anaphase-promoting complex-dependent catabolic process; anaphase-promoting complex-dependent catabolic process; positive regulation of ubiquitin protein ligase activity. The record is from RefSeq and is a predicted model, not a curated record.